AUGAAGAAGAAGAAACUAAGUGAAAUGACUCGUACCGAAAUGGAAGCAGAGCUUCAAAUGAAUGCAAAAGUACUUUCAGAUUUAGAAAACCAGAAUCCAAAUGAUAUCAGAACAAUAGAGAAAGAUUUACAACAAAUCAAAUCCAAAACCGAACAAAUAACAAAAUUAUUCAUUGAUAGACAAACAAAAAAUGAUAUUUUUACUGAAAAACUCAAGUUUUACCAGAAUUUAUGUCAAAGUGAUAAGAAGAGAGUUCGUCCAAAAAAUACUUCUUUCUGCCAUUCAACAAGAACUAAAUCAGAUCUGGCAAAUACAUUUCAGUCACUUGCCGAAGCGAAAAAUGAUCCACGUUUUGCUAUAUCUGCGGCAAUUUUAAAUAAUCAGCAUCAAGAUCAUCCAGAAGAGUUUGAAGAAUUGCUGAAGAAUAGUAAGUGCAAUAUGUGUAUAAUGAAAAGUCUACAAUUACGUAAACAAAUACAUGAUAACUAUGAUCAAAUCAGGCAAUUAAACGAAACAUUGUAUACAGUUGCCCUUCCUGAUGUCGAUGAGGAUGACAAACAUUUAGAACUCGUCCAGAAGCUCACUCGCAAGCUAGAAUCUAAGCGAGAAAAACAUAUUCAGUUAUUACACGAACAUGCUGUUUAUAAAGAGCUUCAAGAUAGAUUUGCUGAUCUCCAAGUUGAAGUAAAUAAUCUUAAAGAGAGAAAAAUCGAAGUAGAAAAAGAAAUGGAUCGAAAAAAGAAAGAAUCAGCAGAUAAUGAGCAGCAUCUAUUUGAAUUUCAAGUACAACUCGCCGAGACAAUCAAGUCACAGUUGUAUGAGAUCGAUGAUGAGCUUCAGGAGAAGAUAAAUCGACUCACAGAAUUAUCAAACGAUAUCAUGGACCAAAGUCAUGAAAAAGAAGAGCAACUCAAUGAUCUCAGGGAUGAUUUCGAUCUAAUAAAUGGUCCAUUCAAGAAAAUUCUCGAUUCUUGCCCUUCAGAUCCGUUUGAUGACCCUCAUUUCGUUGCUUUGUUUGGAGAAUCAAACCAUAGCACUGACAAUCUACUUCCUACAUUUUCUACCAAUACAAGUGAAGCUACUCAAGAGCAGAUUGAAGAUUUAGAAUUACAAAUCAAAAUUAAAGAUGAAGAAGUCGAAUAUCUCAAGAAGAGGAUCAACGAAAUCCAAACAAAUGCAAUUAUGAGCUUCAAAAUUGAAAGCGAUACAGAAUCUGUUGAAAAUUACGCAAAUCACAUUCAAUUUACUGAAGAACUCUCAAAUACCAACAAAACUGAGAUUGUUAUUUAUGCUGGAGAGUUUAAUUUCACGAAAGAAGUUGUUGGACAUCAUUCUGUUAAAGCAAAACUGAUUACAAAAGCUUUUGGAAUGGAAUCAUCAACAAAAACAAGACGAUCAGCCCAUGUGCCUAAAUUUAAUGCUUAUAUUACAUUUAUUGUUGAAAAUAAUAAUGAUUUGGUGAAUUAUAUCAAAAAUUCAAGAGGAGUAAUUGAAAUCUUUGCAGGAGAUGAUUGUAAUGAUUUAAUUGGAACAUCUAAAAUUAACUUCUCACCAUUUUUAAACGAUACUUUGCUGUUUUCAUCAAAUAUCACGAUUAGAGAUCCAUUUGGCACAAAAAUCGGAACUCUCAGCAUAGAAUCGGGCACUUCUCAUCCAAUAAACCAAUAA
Molecule: messenger RNA, 1668 nt
Organism: Trichomonas vaginalis G3
Lineage: Eukaryota; Parabasalia; Trichomonadida; Trichomonadidae
Product: C2 domain (calcium/lipid-binding domain, CaLB) family
Exons: 1
Coding region: 1-1668 (555 amino acids)
Source: RefSeq, a predicted model, not a curated record